AUGAUCGGAAUAACGAUAAUCACAGGAUUCUUAGGAGCAGGGAAGACUACCCUCCUUAAAAAUUUACUUAAAGAUAGUUUAAAAAAUAAAUUAAAGAUUGCAAUAAUACAUAAUGAAUUUACAGAAAAUAAUAAUAAUAUUGAUAAAAUAGUUUUCAAGGAUAUAAAUGAUAUAUAUAAUUUUCCCAAAUCAUUUGAAAGCAAAAAAAAAACAGCAAAUAAUGUAGAUGAUAAAACCGAAACUUUAGAAAUUGUAAACAAAAUCGAAAGCAAAGAUGGAUUUAUAUACGAACUAAACAAUGGUUGUUUAUGCUGUUCAAAUAAAAGCAAUUUUGUAAAAUUAAUAGAAAUGAUUUUAGAAAAAAAAACAGCAUAUGAUUUUAUUUUUGUUGAAGUUUCUGGGGUUUAUGAUAAUGUAGAGAUAAAUAACUUACUAUGGAUAGAUAAAUUAAAUAAAUCGAAAAUAUAUUUGGAUAGUAUAAUUCACAUAAUUGAUUCCUACAAUUUCAUGAGAUACACUAACAGCAAUAUAGCAUAUUAUGACCAUUUAAAGGAAAUUUCAACAAAAGCAAACUCAAUACAAAUAAACCAGGGUAAUGUAUCAGAUCAAGAUCGAAAUAAGGAACUACAAAUAAAUAAGAAAGAAGCAUCUACUAUCAAUGAAUUAGAACCAAUUAAAGAGGACGAUAUAGAGAGUUCGGAUUGCAAACAGCUAAUUGUGUGUGAUGUUAUUAUAAUAAAUAAAAUAGACAAAAUAAACGAUAAAGAAAAAGAAGAUAUAAAAAAUUUUAUUGAAAAUAUAAAUCCAUUAAGUGUAAUACACAUGACAAGCUAUUCAAAUGUCCCAAUUGAAUUAAUAACAAAUUUAAAAUGUUAUGAACAAAAUAAUUUUAAAGGUGCUUUAGUAAAUAUUGCCAAUAAUAACUCAAAUAAAAAACAUAAAAAUGGUGUAUAUCACUAUAACAAUUUUAUAAAUUUUUCAAUUCAGUUUCAACAUGAUAUACCUUAUUUAAUUUAUUUAAGCAAAGAUUUAAAUGAUUUAAAACAAAAGUUUAUAAAUACAAAAAAUUAUGAUUUUUUAAAAAAUAUUAUUUCUUUAAAAAAAAAAAAUAUUUUUUCCUACAAAAAAAUAAAUAAUUUAUUAGCAUCACUUUUGUGGAAUACGGAAAUGAAUAUUUAUAGAGGGAAAGGAAUAUUUGUCGCAUUUAAUGAUGAUAUAUAUACGAAUAAAAAUAAACUUAAAUUGAACAUUUAUUAUUAUCAAAGUGUUGGAGAGUUAUACGAAAUAAAUACUGUCAUGACAGAUAUUCAUUUUUUGUUUCAGAAUUAUUUUGACAAUUUAAAAAAAAGAACCAAUACUCCUUACUCCUCAAAUUGUACUUCAUCAUUUGAUGCAAUAUAUAAUAAAGAAAGUGAUGUAAAUAAUAAAGAAAGUGAUGUAAAUAAUAAAGAAAGUGAUGUAAAUAAUAAAGAAAGUGAUGUAAAUAAUAAAGAAAAUGAUUUAAAUAAUAAAGAAAGCGAUAUAUAUAAUAAAGCCGAUUUAUGCACUUCAGAACAUUCAGUAGAUGCUGAGGAUUAUCUGUCUUGCGAUUCCUCUGAUACUAAUGAUUCUGAAUAUAACAUAUUUAAUAUUUUGAACGAUUCAAACAUUUUUGAGUCAAAUUUUUUAUUUAUAGGUAAAGACAUAAAUAUAGAAAAUUUAAAAAUCCAAUUAAAUGAAUGUCUUAUUAAUACUUAA
Plasmodium berghei ANKA is the source of this 1737-nucleotide messenger RNA. RefSeq names its product COBW domain-containing protein 1, putative. Bases 1 to 1737 code for a protein of 578 amino acids. The transcript has a single exon. The record is from RefSeq and is a predicted model, not a curated record. Lineage: Eukaryota; Apicomplexa; Aconoidasida; Haemosporida; Plasmodiidae. Gene Ontology annotation, cellular component: cytoplasm.